AAGUCCUAUAUUUUCUAUCUCGCAUCCCAGGUAAUAUUAUUUGGUAAUGUUUCAAUAUAAUUAUACUACAUUGGCAAUAAUCAUUGCAGAUCCUUCGACUGUCUCUUUCAAUAUUUCCUAUUUUCUUUAGGAGAUCAGCCGUUAAACCGCUAGUGUCAAAAGAAAAUUUGAUCGGCGGCUACGAAAAUGUACAGUUAACGUAUUUACCACGAACCUGCCAAUCACCUCAUUGUGGGUUCACAUCCAGAAUACCAGAGUGGCUUUAGUAGAGACUGGGUAGAAGUUGUUUAUCGUAACGUAAAAGUAACAAAUUAAAAUUCAAGUGGCGCUUUUCUUCAGGUUUUCUUCUAUAUAAAGCGUCGCGAGCGGCACUAGUGCACACCACUCGCACCAGGGACACUGGCGCUUUCGGCAGCGAAGCAGAAGACAAUUAAAGCUUCGGUGUUGUACGAAUUGCGAGAUUUUAGAUUUGAAGAUUUUUUGGAAGAACUUUGCCAAACGAAAGUAAGCGGAUUUCGAUAGUCGAAACAAUGAACAUAACCUUGGGAUUUCUCCCCAUCAUGGCGACGCUUUGGCUCGUUUUUGGACAUUGCGAAAGUAUUCCGGAAACAUCGUCUAACGUACAUCGUAGAUUUCGUAGUCAUCCGUUGUUUCGUGGCUACGACAUCGACGAACAAUUCAGCGAGGAUGACGAUAUGAUGGAAAUUAACAAGCGACAAUUUGAUGAUUAUGGACAUAUGAGAUUUGGAAAACGUGAUCAAUUCGAUGAUUACGGUCACUUGCGAUUUGGUAGAGGCCACGAAUGAACCAUCGAUAUACGGAACCCGUAUUCUCGAUCGCAACAGCACGGCAGAUACAUUUAAAUACCUUGAUAAAUGUCCCUUGUUUGAAACGAUACUCACUAACUGUAUUGCGUGAGAAAUAAAUAUAUUUUACAAUGUCGAAGAAUA
Messenger RNA from Cephus cinctus (wheat stem sawfly), 950 nucleotides. RefSeq lists its product as uncharacterized. The coding region runs from base 531 to 806 and encodes 91 amino acids. The record is from RefSeq and is a predicted model, not a curated record. The transcript is spliced from 2 exons. Lineage: Eukaryota; Metazoa; Arthropoda; Insecta; Hymenoptera; Cephidae.